CUGUGACGUGAUUCCGGUUCCAGUGUACAACCUGGCCCUGCCGUCGGAACAGUCCAGUACCAGUCCUUUUCACGUAGCACGUUCUGCUUCUUUCGCAAGUCGGGUUUCUUCGCAAGACGAAAACAGCUGCCGAGGAACUGCAAAUCGGCAAAUACAGAAAAUGACGGAGAUCUGCAACGCGCGCGUGGACAACGAUACCUCGCUGAUAACGCCACUGAGCGUCAACAACGCGAGAAGUAGUGGCAGAAGAGUGUCUAGGAGCCUCAACAUCAACCUCCCGGGAGGUGGGUCUCUGCUUGCGUCAGGUCGUGAUGGAGAGACGGCUGCAGCAGGUCGUGGUGACUCAGAUUCCUCCGACGGUUCGCCGCCAAUCAAGAUUCCGGACAUAGAUUUAUUCGAUGACCACUACGAAGAUAAGGACCGUGACGGA
Molecule: messenger RNA, 430 nt
Organism: Amoebophrya sp. A120
Lineage: Eukaryota; Dinophyceae; Syndiniales; Amoebophryaceae
Source: the annotation of a GenBank genome assembly